Molecule: messenger RNA, 953 nt
Organism: Prosopis cineraria
Lineage: Eukaryota; Viridiplantae; Streptophyta; Magnoliopsida; Fabales; Fabaceae
Exons: 2
Coding region: 14-760 (248 amino acids)
Source: RefSeq, a predicted model, not a curated record
GUACGUCAAAUUGAUGGCCACUAAUGACAAGCAACAUGUCGCUACUCUUUUGGCAGUAGAUGAAAAAAUCGAGUCUUGUGACACUGCACCAACUACAAUAAACGGAGUUCACGGAGAGAGGAUGGACAUAAAUUACCAUUCACGAAGGCAAGGCCAGAGAAUUUCUGAAAAAAGAAUGCUAGCGCCACUUGCUGAAAGUGAAAACUGCCUCAAAUGGAUCUUGAUCACGAGUCAACCAUUCCUCAACACAGCAGAAGCACUUUUCAAGCUAAACAUUCCAUUUAGCAUUCUUCAAGGCUGUGGUGGAGUGGACAAUCAAGAUGAAGAAGGCAGCAAGCUUAUAUUAGACUGCAGCUAUGAAGUGAUGAAACGCAAGGGGAUACGGCAAGAACUCAAAGUCCAUUCUUGCUCAAAGGCAUCAAUUAGUUCCAUUAAAAUAAGCUCAUUAGAUGAUUUGGUUAGGCAGCUGAAUGAUGACAUGGAAAAGCUGAAGUUUUAUGGAAGGAAUAGAACUUCCCCAGUUCAUGUUGAGGACUACCUUCCUAAAAUGCUUGAAAAUGAUGUCUACAAGAAGUAUCCAGACAUAGACUGUAUGUGGGAUUUGGGCUGGGACCAGGAAACAUUUGCAUCCCUCGAAAAAUACGAUGUCACAAGGGAUAUGGAAAAGCAUAUCCUUAAUGGACUUUUGGAUGAGAUCACACGGGAACUUUCGAAUGUUGAAGGAGUAACAGUUACACAUUCAGCUGUUCUAAUCCACUAGGAGGCCUAAAAAAAGGACUUUCAUUUUUUAUAGGGAGUAGGGACUUGGUUAUUACAACUUUUCUCAUCUACAUUGAUUUCUGCUUUGCAGUCUCACAUAAACUCUCAAGGGUAUUGGCGGUGCCCCUUUUUUGUGAAGCAAGCCAUUUGUUUUUAUUUUGAGGGGUCAGAUGAAUGAACAUUCAGGUUUUGCA